AUGAAAUAAUAAUCAAUAUUUGUCACAGUUGGCAGCACCAACUUUGAUGAAUUGAUAAAAGCAAUUGAUAAUUAAGAAACUUAAAACUAAUUGAAAUAGUUGGGUUAUAACAAAGUAGUUUGUCAAAUUGGAAGUGGUAAUUAUGAACCUAAAACCGAGUUUUUUAGAUUCAAAUCAUCUUUGACUGAAGACUAUCAAAAGGCAGAUUUGAUCAUUUGUCAUUGUGGAGCAGGCACAAUUUUAGAGUGCUUAAAAUUGAAAAAAAAGAUUAUUGUAGUAAAUAAUGACACACUGAUGAAUAAUCAUCAAAUGGAGUUGUUCAAUGCUUUAACCAAAUAACAAUUGGUGUGUGGAAUAAAAUCGACAGGAUAAAUAUAAAGUGAACUAAUUGAUAAAAUUAAAGAAUCUUCUUAAUUGAAAGCGUAUCCAUUACCAGAACCUAAUAAAAUUGACAGUAUUAUUGAUUCCAUAGGAGAUUGCUAUUUAAGUGAGUAAUUGAUCCCCCGUUAUUUUAAUUUAUAAAAGGGGACCUUAUGGAUUAAAAAACUAAAGUAGAAGUACAUUAUUAAAAUAAUUAAGCAGGCUGAUCAAUGUGAUCAUCAACAUAAGUAUUUUAAAUAGAGUGUGCCCUUACAAUUGAGUUAAAUUAUCAAUAUUCGAUUAAACUAGCCUCGCUAAGAAGAACGUCGAUAUCAUUCAGAAACACUCAAAUAACAAGCUAAAGCUUUUAACAUAAAUAAAUGGCAAGAAAUGGUGGAUAAGGAAGAAUUGUACUAAAUGUCAUUGACUGGCCAUUUGAUCAAGGCAAUUCAGUUAUAAGAUGGGAAUGCCACCUUAAAUAAUCUAAUAAACGUUACAGAACCUUAUCUUCCAUUCUUGAGAAAGUAAAACGGAAAAAAUUUUACAGGAAUGGCUACUCGAACUGUGAAAGGAUGCCUGUCUGCUGUAGUUUUUAAAAGAAAUGAUGAAUCAACUUGGUCAGUAGAUGAAACUAAAGUAGAAGAAUUUAUUAGUUAAGCUAAUAAGAAGCUAUUUUAAUUCUUCGAGAAACUGAAGAAAAAUUUUCCAAUUUAUGACAUUAUCAAAUCAGAAAGCAAUGGCAGGAAAACAAAAAAAAGAAUAAAAAUAGAAUAGAGAAGAGAUGAUGAUUAAUUCAAUGAGAGAUUUCAACCUGACUUUAAUUAGAAAUUAGAUCCUUAAGACAAUAUUAAAAUUGAGAAUCACUAUUAGAAUUUUGAUUAAAAUGCUAAUUCUAAAAUAAACUCAGAGUGGCACUAUUCAAUAAGUGACAAUAUUUUUAAAAGUUUGUAUUGUUUGAGAUCAGGGGAAAAAAUAGAUGAUCAAUUCUUAGGUAAUUUGAUAGGAUUCUACAAUAUUAAACAUUAAUUAGAUAGAAUGUCUGAAUGCUAAAGAUAUAUUGAUUGA
Messenger RNA from Paramecium tetraurelia, 1425 nucleotides. RefSeq lists its product as uncharacterized. The record is from RefSeq and is a predicted model, not a curated record. The transcript has 6 exons. NCBI's taxonomy places the organism in Eukaryota, Ciliophora, Oligohymenophorea, Peniculida, Parameciidae. Gene Ontology annotation, molecular function: hexosyltransferase activity. Gene Ontology annotation, biological process: dolichol-linked oligosaccharide biosynthetic process.